CAUUACUGUGUGAUCCGGCGUCUGUAACGGUCAUUUCAAACGUGAGAUACUAUAGAUAGGCCAUGAGGGAACUUAUUUUUUUACUAUAUUGUACUGCCAUUGUAUACACUGCAAGAUGUCAGGGAAUGGGAUUCGGAGAGCCUGUACCAAGUGUUGGAAUUUCUCAAAACCAACAGGAUGCUCUACUAGCUUUACUUGCACCAAACCAUCAUCAAUCAGGACCCAGACCAUCCAAUAACAUCAUGGGUCAUCUUUCUGUAGGCAAUAAUCAAAACCCAUCGUCAAACCAUCAAUCCAACACUCAGUCUUCUACCAUAGGACAUCCUGGGUUUGAUAUGCACAGCCUGAUAGAGAUGAUCUCCGGAGGACCAACCGGAAGCACAGGGCAGUCUUCCACGAAACGUGGUCCACCCUCCAAUGUGCAAUCAAACUUCCAUGACCCAAGUCAAACAUCUUCUCAAAGUGGCACUGGGUUCAACCCCCAACACCAGUCUGGAAACCAAGGUGGAUAUUUUGAUAUCGUUCCCGAACCUUCCCAAACCAGCAACUACGAUCCUGCACCAUCGGCUUCAUCAGGCAGAAAUCGGCAGGGCAGUUUCCACGAUUCCACUGGAUUCUCAUUGCCUCAACCAAGUGGAAGCAGACACAAUGGCCCCUCCCGCAAUUCUCAUACCCAGGACCCAAUGAUUGCAGCUCUAGAAAGAGCACAGAAGCAACCUUCCAAUUCAGGAAUGAAUCAAGGAAAUCUGCCAGGAAACGCUUUACCAGAGAUGUUCGGAUCACAUCCAUUAAGCGGUAAGACUUCAGGUAAUUCAGUAUUCGGAUCGUUAUUAAGAAAUUCCCAGUCUUCCGGCCACCCUACCGGCUCAAAGCAAACCAUCCAUAAAAACCCAACUUCAAGUAUCUUAGGCAGUAAGUCAGGAGCUUCGGCCACCUCGUCUACUUCCGGUUCGUUACCAAGUGGUGCCGUAUCUCAAGGAUCGUCCGCACCUAAAGCUUUUCGACCACCGAACGUGUUCCAGAUGAAGAUGCAAGCCAAGAUGUAUAAUAUGAAGGCAGCUAAAAUGGCCCCAAUCAUGCAAUUGUAUGAACAAGAAGGAUGUAUUAAUCCAAUUGCUUUCCUCCCUGCCAACAUCUUGGAAGGUGCAAAAUCAGCCUUUUCAAAUGGAUGCCAAGAUCCCAAUACCAAAAACUACUGUAAUAUGGCCCAACUCAAAACACCGGGAUUCACACCUGCCAGAAUGAACACCCAAAUUCUUCUACAGUCUAUGCUAACUCCGGAAUCGAAGACACGAAUUGGAUCUAUGUUAUCCAAAAUGUCGCCCUCCAAUAUGAUGAGCGGUGGAAUGAGUGGUAUGAUGGGAUUCGGCGGUGGAGAAAUGAUCAAUGCUGAAAUGUUGGACCGUGUGAUGAAAUUACGACAGAGGUUAUUCCCCUUAGAAUGUAAUGAAGUUGUUUUGACGUCCAUGUUUAAAAUCGGCACGUGCUGUUAUGGAAAGGUUCAACUCCCAGAGAGAUACAUCAUGUCGCAGUUCCUGUCUAGAUCUUUUGGUGCCAAAUAAUCAUUUUAAAAAAUGGUUCUUCAAAACACAAUCAGAGGUUUAAGGAGCCUGAUAACGAUCACUAGUUGUUUAUGGUUGCGAAUAAGAAUAUUAGUUAUAAGUUUCGAACGCAAUUCCCAUAUUACUGAGUUGUGAGUUGCAAGUUGCGUUCGAAACUCAUGGUCACUAUCAUUAUUCGUAACCAUUUGUUUUUAUUACUCUUGAGAAAUUAGCGAUUGUUCCUACCUUUUAUAAAGAUAUAGGAAUAGCCUUAAAGGGAUAUAGCCGACAAGCACGACUGAUAGAGUUUAGAGUUUUAGAUUGAUAAAUUCUCUAUGUAGGUAAAUAAACUGUAUCCUUUAUACGAUUGUAUUGUAUAUAGAAUUGUUAUCAGUAGUGUAAUUGUUAACAUGUUUUGAAUUUUAUAAUAAUAAACAUAUAUCAUAUUGUUG
Lottia gigantea (owl limpet) is the source of this 1993-nucleotide messenger RNA. RefSeq lists its product as hypothetical. The transcript is spliced from 8 exons. The record is from RefSeq and is a predicted model, not a curated record. Bases 63 to 1562 code for a protein of 499 amino acids. Lineage: Eukaryota; Metazoa; Mollusca; Gastropoda; Lottiidae.